GAAUACUAGUUUUUAUUUUUGUUUUAGGUAUUUGUCAACCCGCAGACGAAAAAAUGUAAUAAUGGAAAAUAAACUACAUCCUGGAGACCCUCGAAGUAAUGUGGCAAAAUUUAGUGCAUUCGAUCCUGACAAAUAUGUUAUUGACGACGUUGCUCUUACUGUUCGUACUAAUGAGGCUUUGACACCAGGCCGACCUCCUUCCUUGACACAGCAAACUAUUGGCAAACUUCUACAACCACUAACUAGAGAAUUGGUCGAAGUUCCGCCUAGGCCUACUAUUGAUGAACUGCCUGACGCCGUAAUUGAUCAUAUGGUACAAAGAGAUAAAGCCUUUUGGGUUGACAAACCUGGCACUAAUGCAUAUACGCUACAUGACGCCUAUUACAAUUAUGGUAUGACAACGGAGAUAGUCAAGCCACCACACCAGGAGGUAUUCCCUCGUUCUUAUCAGUACGAUCUUGACUGUAUAAAGUAUCGUCGCCAACAUGCCUGCGAUGGUCUUAAAAAAACUGAAGAAAUGCUACAAAAACCGCUUAGUGCUCAUUGCCGAGACUGCAAUAAAUAUAAUACUCCUAGCCCGACCCCUUUUCAAUUGGCUUGGACUCAAAAUCCUGAUCAAAGGAGAUGGAGAUACUAUCCUGACCUAACUGCUACGCUCACAGCAGAAGAAAUACGACAGUUAAUGAACGAAGUAGGACGUCCGUUUUAUAAUGAAGCUUGUCAAUGGUACAAUAAAAAUUACACGUCUGUAAAAUACAAUUGCAUUUUACGUAAAUUCUCGAAAUAAAUAUUAUCUCUUGUUCACAGUUAAUUUCUAUAAUUCUUAAAAAGUUUAAUUUGAUAAUUAACAUAGUAAUCAGAAUUAGUGUGAAAAUGAACACAAUGUGGAAGUUAUUCGCGGAAACAUAGUGUAACCCAGCAUUGUUUAUAGGUUCACUUCCUAUCUCUUAUCAGCAUGUAUGUAUUUUUUAAAUAUAAUAAACGAAUAGU
Molecule: messenger RNA, 990 nt
Organism: Galleria mellonella (greater wax moth)
Lineage: Eukaryota; Metazoa; Arthropoda; Insecta; Lepidoptera; Pyralidae
Exons: 6
Coding region: 62-787 (241 amino acids)
Source: RefSeq, a predicted model, not a curated record